GGAAAAACAAUCAAAAUGUUGCCCCAAAAUUUGUAUUUUUUUUUUGAGAAAUUUGUAUUCAUAAGCACACAGAAGCGAAAAGUAAAUAAAGCUUCCGCAAAGCUGCACGGCAACAGCUUUUUGAAACCGUUAGCCAAUAGGCUAAAGCUUUGCAUUCAGUCGCUCUCGACACACGCUGCAUUAAGGGUGGAAAAUCGCCACUACGGGAAAGUGUCUGCCGCUAAUUAUUGCAAAAGCAAUAACGCUGUUAAAGUUGAAAACAAACAGCUAAAGCUGACAAUCCUCAACUACAAACCUGACGCGAUUUGCUUACAAUCAGGCCCACUACCGCAGAAUCGUAUAUACGUAAUAUACAUCAUCAUGGCUGGGAUUCCGAUUAUCUGGAUUUUGGGAGGACCUGGUUGUGGCAAGGGCACACAAUGCGCCAAGAUUGUUGAGAAAUACGGCUUUACGCAUCUCAGCAGCGGCGAUUUGUUGCGCGAUGAAGUUGCCUCCGGCUCGGAUAAGGGUCGCCAGCUGCAGGAGAUCAUGACUAGCGGUGCUCUAGUGCCCAAUGCGGAAGUGCUCUCGCUGCUGAAUGCGGCCAUUGGUCGGGCUCAGGGCAGCUCCAAUGGUUUCCUCAUCGAUGGUUAUCCGCGCGAGAAGAACCAGGGCAUUGCCUUCGAGGAUCAGAUUGCGCCAGCCGAUUUGGUCAUCUAUUUUGAGUGCGCCGAGGAUACGAUGGUGAAGCGGAUCAUGGCGCGUGCUGCCGCCGCUGCAGUGAAACGGGCCGAUGACAACGAGGCGACAAUUCGAUCCCGUUUGAACACAUUCAAGCAAAAUACCAGCGCCAUUCUGGAGCUAUACUCUGAUAAAACACUAACGAUCAAUGCCGAGCGUGAUGUCGAUAUUAUCUUUAUGGAGGUAAUUACUGCCAUCGAUUGCCUCAUGGCAAAAAAGGGAAGAUCUGCCAAAGCGUGUUAAGAAAACGUAACCAAAAUUCAAUUUGAUAUUGAGCACUCUUUUAAGCAACCAACUGCACAAACAUUUUACACAAAUGAAAGCUUAACACCAAAUAUUUUAGUAUAAAUUAGUCGAAUAUCGAUUGUUAUCUAAUGAUUAUAAUAUUUCACGAGCUUUUGCUUCAAUUUUAUCUGAAGACAUGUGAGCACGAUUCACUCAAGUGCUUUAACUAAAUAUAAAUUUACACACAAACAAGCAACAAACACCUUACACAAAUUCUAAGUUAUUUACAUAUGCGACAAUAAAGCUAAUUCUGAAAACAAA
This is a messenger RNA of Drosophila grimshawi, 1266 nucleotides long. RefSeq names its product adenylate kinase isoenzyme 1 (gene Ak1). Bases 16 to 963 code for a protein of 315 amino acids. Gene Ontology annotation, cellular component: cytosol; cytoplasm. Gene Ontology annotation, biological process: nucleoside triphosphate biosynthetic process; ATP metabolic process. The transcript is spliced from 4 exons. The record is from RefSeq and is a predicted model, not a curated record. NCBI's taxonomy places the organism in Eukaryota, Metazoa, Arthropoda, Insecta, Diptera, Drosophilidae. Gene Ontology annotation, molecular function: AMP kinase activity; ATP binding.